Carlito syrichta (Philippine tarsier) is the source of this 1877-nucleotide messenger RNA. It is a transcript of the gene DDR2, whose product is annotated as discoidin domain receptor tyrosine kinase 2. The annotation marks the transcript as partial. The transcript is spliced from 12 exons. NCBI's taxonomy places the organism in Eukaryota, Metazoa, Chordata, Mammalia, Primates, Tarsiidae. The record is from RefSeq and is a predicted model, not a curated record.
GUUCCAACACCAUCUUCUGAGAUGCUCCUGAUUCCAAGAAUGCUUUUGGUGCUACUCCUGCUGCCGCCUAUCUUGAGUUCUGCAAAAGCUCAGGUUAAUCCAGCUAUAUGCCGCUAUCCUCUGGGCAUGUCAGGAGGCCACAUUCCAGAUGAGGACAUCACAGCUUCCAGUCAGUGGUCAGAGUCCACAGCUGCCAAAUAUGGAAGGUUGGAUUCAGAAGAAGGGGAUGGAGCCUGGUGCCCUGAGAUUCCAGUGGAACCUGAUGACCUGAAGGAAUUUCUCCAGAUUGACUUGCAUACCCUCCAUUUUAUCACUCUGGUGGGAACCCAGGGGCGCCACGCAGGGGGUCAUGGCAUUGAGUUUACCCCCAUGUACAAGAUCAAUUAUAGUCGGGAUGGCACGCGCUGGAUCUCUUGGCGGAACCGGCAUGGAAAACAGGUGCUGGAUGGGAAUAGUAACCCCUAUGACAUUUUCCUAAAAGACUUGGAGCCACCUAUUGUGGCCAGAUUUGUCCGGUUCAUUCCAGUCACUGACCACUCCAUGAAUGUAUGCAUGAGGGUGGAGCUGUACGGCUGUGUCUGGCUAGAUGGCUUGGUGUCUUACAAUGCUCCAGCUGGGCAGCAGUUUGUACUCCCCGGAGGCUCCAUCAUUUAUCUGAAUGAUUCUGUCUAUGACGGAGCUGUUGGGUACAGUAUGACGGAAGGGCUGGGCCAGCUGACAGAUGGAGUGUCUGGUUUGGAUGAUUUCACUCAGACCCAUGAAUACCAUGUGUGGCCUGGCUAUGACUACGUGGGCUGGCGGAACGAGAGUGCCAUCAAUGGCUACAUCGAGAUCAUGUUCGAAUUUGACCGCAUCAGGAAUUUCACCACCAUGAAGGUCCACUGCAACAACAUGUUUGCUAAAGGUGUGAAGAUCUUUAAGGAGGUGCAGUGCUACUUCCGCUCUGAAACCAAUGAAUGGGAACCUAAUGCCAUUUCCUUCCCCCUUGUCCUUGACGAUGUCAACCCCAGUGCUCGGUUUGUCACAGUGCCUCUCCACCACCGAAUGGCCAGUGCGAUCAAGUGCCAAUACCAUUUUGCUGACACCUGGAUGAUGUUCAGUGAGAUCACCUUUCAAUCAGAUGCUGCAAUGUACAACAACUCUGGAGCCCUGCCUGCCUCUCCUAUGGCACCCACAACCUAUGAUCCAAUGCUUAAAGUUGACGACAGCAACACUCGGAUUCUGAUUGGCUGCUUGGUGGCCAUCAUCUUCAUCCUCCUGGCUAUCAUCGUCAUCAUCCUCUGGAGGCAGUUCUGGCAGAAAAUGCUAGAGAAGGCUUCCCGGAGAAUGCUGGAUGACGAAAUGACAGUCAGUCUUUCCCUGCCUAGUGAUUCUAGCAUGUUCAAUAACAACCGCUCCUCAUCACCAAGUGAACAGGAGUCCAACUCGACUUAUGACCGCAUCUUUCCGCUUCGCCCUGACUACCAGGAGCCAUCUAGGUUGAUACGAAAACUCCCUGAAUUUGCUCCAGGGGAGGAGGAGUCAGGCUGCGGUGGCAUUGUGAAGCCAGCCCAGCCCAGUGGCCCUGAGGGAGUGCCCCACUAUGCAGAGGCUGACAUCGUGAACCUCCAGGGAGUGACAGGAGGCAACACAUACUCAGUGCCUGCUGUCACCAUGGACCUUCUCUCUGGGAAAGACGUGGCUGUGGAAGAGUUCCCCAGGAAACUCUUAACUUUCAAGGAGAAGCUGGGAGAAGGCCAGUUUGGGGAGGUUCAUCUCUGUGAAGUGGAGGGAAUGGAAAAAUUCAAAGACAAAGAUUUUGCCCUAGAUGUCAGUGCCAACCAGCCUGUCCUGGUGGCUGUGAAAAUGCUCCGAGCAGAUGCGAACAAGAAUGCCAG